AUGUGCCAAAUUAAUGAGCAGACGGGUCAUGUGGCGACAGAUGUUCAGGCUCUCGCAAAAUACUCAUUUUGCAAUGAUUUCGCCAACAAUUCUCCUGAUCUUCUCGAUUUUUCUAUUUGGAAAUGCUUCGGAAGUCCGGCAAUCGCUUCAAUUCCGUUUGAAACUCAAACAGAAUUCCAUUGGGGUGAAGCUCGAAAUUUGACAAGCCAUUCGUAUGCGGCGCGGGUCUCGACGCGAAGCCAAACCGACGCGCUUAUUCUCGAAUGGAAUCGAUUCGACGAGAAUGCGAUUCUCGAGAAUGAGGAGAACGCCGGAGGAUGUCAUUGCGUAAAAGGCAACUGCGCGUGUUGCAUCAACACAAAAUUGCCGAAAUUCAAGCAUUCGGUUUGUGUGAACGCCACGUACAAUCCCGUCACAAUUGGUUUGGAUUUGUCGAUCGGUAUCGACGGACAUUUUUUCACACAGGAGAUCUCGAUUCGAAAUCCGCCGCCGAUUUGCGUUUCGGUGCCGAUACCCGAAGCCGAACACAUCGCCGGAAUUUGCAUCGCGUUCACCGAUAUGGAUAUUGAUAGAAAAUCAAAGAUUCUCAGCGGUUGCGUCGAAUUCGAAGUCGAGCUUGUGCAUUUGCGAAUAAUUAAAGUGAAAAUCGGCUGUUUUGAAAUGCCGAUUUGA
Caenorhabditis bovis is the source of this 672-nucleotide messenger RNA. NCBI's taxonomy places the organism in Eukaryota, Metazoa, Nematoda, Chromadorea, Rhabditida, Rhabditidae. The record is from the annotation of a GenBank genome assembly.